Messenger RNA from Haliotis rubra (blacklip abalone), 1568 nucleotides. Its product is annotated as NADH-cytochrome b5 reductase-like. Gene Ontology annotation, molecular function: oxidoreductase activity. Bases 522 to 1463 code for a protein of 313 amino acids. Lineage: Eukaryota; Metazoa; Mollusca; Gastropoda; Lepetellida; Haliotidae. The record is from RefSeq and is a predicted model, not a curated record. The transcript has 8 exons.
AAGGGGGGUAACUCUUACUAGACACGUGAAGGUUAUAGAACGUUUAAUUAAAAUAGAACGAUGUAAACUAAUUAAGGAUGAAUGAAGAAAGUCAGCAUGUGUGCAGUGGUUCAGGCAUGCCAAGGCAAGUAAAGAGAAAGUUAGAACAGGUUGUUGAAGAAGUAACAGACGAUGGCAUGAAUGACAGGAUCUGUGACAACAACAACAACAAUAAUAAUAAUAAUAGAAAUGCUAGUUCCACCUCCAAGUGCCUUGUUAGAGAAGGCUUUUCAUGGAUGACAUGUCUUAUGUAUGGAAUUCCCUAUGAAAGUACUAAACCACAUGCAGUCAUAAAAAAAGAUGACUGAAACAUUUGUUCAAAAUUCAUCAUUAACCGUCAACAUGAUCAACUUCUCUUUUUUAUUGUAUCACAGAAUGAAUAUUUAUGAAAGCUAAAACAUGUUAUUCUGGUAGGAAUAUUACUUAAAUGUAUCAACCUGAUGACUGUGAAAUGCCCUGUUUGCUUGUUAGUGUGAACGUUUAUGAUGGCAAAAUCUACAGAUUGGCCUGAGAAGCCUGUGAAGCCCUUAGACUCGGAUUGUUGUGGUAAUGGGUGUGUGCCAUGUGUCUUUGAUAUCUAUGAUGAAGAAGUGAAGAUCUGGGAACAGGAAUGUCUUCGACUUAAGCAGAAGGACAACGAGCCUGAAAAUGUGUCUGACUCAGAAGACAGUGGCAAUGAGGAACCAGUGUUAUCAAAGGACAAAUACAGAAGAGUUAAAAUCAUAUCCGUCACCAUGGAAACCAAGGACUCAGCUAGAUACAGGAUGAGGCUGCCUAGGGGGAAGUCACUGGGUCUGAGUAUAGGUCAACACAUCAUUAUCAGGGGAUACCUAGAUUCGACACCUGUUACCCGACAGUACACACCUAUAUCCAGUGUUGAGGUCAAAGGUUAUUUUGAUCUGCUAAUAAAGAUUUAUCCCAAAGGGCAGAUGUCGCAGAUAGUUAAAAGAUGGAAGGAGGGGGAAUAUGUUGAUGUUCGGGGUCCUUUUGGUAGUUUCUCCUACAAGCUGAACCAGUGUCAGACAUUGUACCUCCUAGCAGCUGGCACCGGCAUAGCCCCCAUGUCACAGGUCAUACAGGGAAUUUUGGGAGAAGAGGACGAGGAGACCAGAGUCAGGCUGAUCUAUGCCUGCCGCACAUAUUCUGAUAUCUUGAUGAAAACUGAACUAGAUGCAUGGUCCUCAUUCUGGAACUUUUCAGUAAUAUACGCUCUCAGUCAGGAAAGCGAUGAACCUUCCAGAUGUUAUAGAUACGGAGACCAGGUGCAUGCUGGGAGAGUCUCUGACACACUACUUGACUCUGAACUAGGCAACAAGAAGGAGAAUCUUCUAGUGCUUAUCUGUGGGACUAAGACAUUUGAGGCAGAUAUGAUUGACCAUCUAAAAACUCUUGGACUCUCAGAGGACAAAUUCUUCAGAUUUUAAAAAGUUAUAAUAAUUGGCAUAAAUUGUCAUUCCAAGUAUUUAUUUUUGCAAAAUGGAAGUGAAGUAUUUUUAUAAUGAAUUCAUUGAAUAAAUAAUAAAAUACAA